GCACCCCGCGACGAUAUCGGGGUAGAAAUAUCCCGUGGACUGUACUUCAAAAGAGAGUUCGCCUCAAUUGAUUCCUGUUCGCUGUCUUGCAUCUUUGUUGUUCAUCAAUUCCUUCUUCCCCCUCACAAUAACUCAUCAUGUCUAAGGUCGCAUCUACCUUCUCGCGCCUCGUGCGCUUCGUUCCCAAGUCGAACCCUGCUAAGGUUCUGAUCGGUGAGCCCGUCGAUGCCGCAGUGGAUGUUGGAUUGGCCGUCUACCAGGGCAAGGAUGUCGCUGUGCGCCCCUUCUCCGGUAGCUCCGUCCUCAACCCCGGCCAGAAGACCGACACGACCGAGACCAUUGAGCGCGUGCUUUCGCCUUUGGCACAGAGCGAAGUCGGAUCCAUCCGAUGCAUUGGACUGAACUAUGUCUCCCACGCUGCUGAGAUGAAGCUGUCCAUCCCCGAUGUUCCUACUCUUUUCAUGAAGCCCUCGACUGCUCUGUCCGACCCCUGGCCCGCCCCGACCGUUCUGCCCAAGCUCACCCAGAUUGACAACACGGGUGACUACGAGUCGGAGAUGGUCAUUGUGAUCGGCCGCGAUGCGAAGGAUGUCAGCGAGGCUGAGGCCCUGGACUACGUGCUCGGAUACACCGCGGCCAACGAUAUCUCUAGCCGCACCUACCAGAUGAACCAGAGCCAAUGGUGCUUCUCCAAGGGCUUCGACACCUCCUGCCCAAUCGGUCCCGUCCUCGUUUCCGCCGCUCAGGUCCCCGAUGCCAGCAAGUUCCACAUUCGUGGAUCGAAGAACGGAAAGGUCCUUCAGGACUGCCCCUUGACUGAUCUGAUCUUCAACGUGCCCCAGCUCGUCAGCUUCCUGUCCCAGGGCACCACCCUGCCUGCGGGAACUAUCAUCCUCACCGGUACUCCCCCCGGUGUUGGCGCCGCCAAGAACCCCAAGGAGUUCUUCAAGCAUGGCGACGAGUUCGCCGUCGAGCUGCAGCCCCACGUCGGCACCCUCAUCACGAAGAUUGAAAACCAGGCAUGAAUAUGAUAAUGGUACUAUGAGACGGGCGGGGAUUUACGGAUUAUGAUGAGCCAUAUUACAAGAAUAGCAUAGAGAUGUAUAUACUGUACGGAUACCAAUGAACAGGUUCAUUGUUCCAAUACAUACAUGCGUACCUAUAGUUAAGCCAGGUGACAUGUCCUAUGAUGCAAGGAGUUAUCACAUUGUCGCAAUCAUCCUCCGAGAAUGACAACAAACCCAACAAGACGUAGGUGGGAGGCAAACCACCCACAUCCACACCCCACGCUGACUAAUGUCCCCACAAUCAGCCACUUCUCAAGCUUUUGCCCAGCACUGCCCAUGAAUUCAGUAGUCUAGCUGCUGCAGGCCGGAAGACAAGAAGCAAGGAGAAGAAGGCAGCUGACAAGGAGGAAAGGAAAUAAGCCUGGAACUUAACGCACCUAGGUUCAAGUCAAACCUCAGGCACUAAAUACAGAAUCCUUAAACACCCAGAAACCGCCAUGGAAACAACAACAACAAAAAUCCGUAUAAUCGAAGUAGUCUUCUUCCCCGUGUAACUCCUUACCCAUCCCUUCACUACCAUCACUCCAUAGAUGGAUAAACGAAACUCGUCCUCAAAAUGCAAAGCUACUCAGAGACCGAACCACG
This is a messenger RNA of Aspergillus welwitschiae, 1652 nucleotides long. RefSeq names its product fumarylacetoacetate hydrolase family protein. Gene Ontology annotation, molecular function: acetylpyruvate hydrolase activity. The transcript is spliced from 5 exons. Bases 138 to 1025 code for a protein of 295 amino acids. Lineage: Eukaryota; Fungi; Ascomycota; Eurotiomycetes; Eurotiales; Aspergillaceae. The record is from RefSeq and is a predicted model, not a curated record.